AUGACUAAACGAAGCAUUUCAUGGAAGCUAGUUUCUUGCUUAUCCUCCACUAAGUUCUCCUUGAAUGUCCUGUGCCUCGUCGUCACAGUUUUCGUUAUUCUUCAAAUCUGGUCAUUUCACAUUAGCUUACAACCCACUUCACUCCCUCCUUCACUACGCACAUAUCUAAACCACCAACAACAUCAACCUGAACAAAUAUCAGAGAGCGAGACGGCUUACUUGGUGGACAAGCUACGUGAGUCGGUAACAUUCCUUCCCCUCAAAGACCUUCGUUUUUCAAACAAACCACUCGAAGGUCAUACAUGGUUUAUGAGCUCUCUCUAUGAUAACCAAACCAAAGGAGAGGUUCAAUAUCAAGAAUUUCCUUCCGAAUCUUCGAAAGGAAGGCUUCUGUGCUUGAAAGGGGUCGAUGAGCAUGAUGGGUCAUGGAACUACUAUGCACUGGCUUGGCCUCAAGCUCUACCGGUCAAUGCCAGCCUCCGGAAAGGCCUGACAUUUGUUUCCUACAAUCAUUACAAUUACGGUAACAUGUGGCAUGGACUAUCCGCCAUGGUCCCAUUUCUUGCUUGGAGCUUAAGAAACCAAUGCGAAAACCCUCAAACAUGGGUUUUAUACCACUGGGGCGAGCUAAGGUUUGGGAUGGGGAACUGGUUGAGCAACAUCAUCUCAGCGAGUUACGGUCGAGAACCGGAAUUUCUACGGUUUGUAGACGAGAACAGGCCGGUUUGCUUCGAGAAGGCCGUUGUUAUGAGACACAAUGAAGGUGGAAUGUCGAGGGAUAGAAGAAUGGAAGUGUUUGACCUAAUUAGAUGCAAAGCGAGAAACUACUGCAGCAUCAGCACAUCCGAGACAUCAAAACCGAAAAUCGGUAUGACAUUGCUUAUGAGAACCGGACCAAGAUCGUUCAAAAACGAGUCAGCCGUGAUCAGUAUCUUUAAAAGAGAGUGUGAGAGAGUACAAGGGUGUGAACUAAAAGUUUCUUAUUCAAAUAAUCUAACAUUUUGCGAGCAGGUGGAGCUGAUGAGAAUGACUGAUGUGUUAGUAUCACCACAUGGUGCACAACUUACCAAUUUGGUACUAAUGGAUAGAAAUAGUAGUGUGUUGGAGUUUUACCCCAAAGGAUGGCUUAAGCUUGCAGGAGUUGGUCAGUUUGUGUACAAAUGGGGAGCUGAUUGGUCAGGGAUGAGACAUGAAGGGUCUUGGCGUGAUCCGGUUGGGGAAAUAUGUCAGUUUCCCGAUACAGAUAGACGGUGUAUGUCGGUCUACAAGAACGGUAUGAUUGGAUACAAUGACACUUAUUUUGGUGAGUGGGCAAGAAGCGUUUUGGGUAAGUUGAGAGAAAGAAAGAUGGAAGAUGUUGUAGAACGUAGCUACGGUUAUGGUUCGAUAGAUGAAUGUCGGUGCUGA
Microthlaspi erraticum is the source of this 1407-nucleotide messenger RNA. Lineage: Eukaryota; Viridiplantae; Streptophyta; Magnoliopsida; Brassicales; Brassicaceae. The record is from the annotation of a GenBank genome assembly.